Emiliania huxleyi CCMP1516 is the source of this 1054-nucleotide messenger RNA. RefSeq lists its product as hypothetical. Lineage: Eukaryota; Haptophyta; Isochrysidales; Noelaerhabdaceae. The record is from RefSeq and is a predicted model, not a curated record. The coding region runs from base 164 to 910 and encodes 248 amino acids. The transcript has a single exon.
UCAGAGCGGUGUUUCGACACCGAUAUCGUUCAAGGAGAACGUGUGUAUACGGGUACCGCGACUGGGUCGGCCAGCGCUGUGAGUGACGCUUGGGCUGAGGUGCUCACGUCCAGGAGUCGGCGGGGAGCUUUCAGCCGCCGCUCAGAGCGGCAACGUGGGUGACAUGCUCCGCAAUCUCGCAAGGGGCCUCGCCGGACAUUCAAAAUGGCACAACACCCGCUUCCGCAAGGCGCGGCAGGAUGCUGUCAAACUCGCAGUCGCCAGCAAGUUUGCCGGCAUGAUCCGAGUGGCGGUUGGAGCUGGCGACGAAGCCGGUGUUGCUGAUGCUGUGGCCCGAGCGAAAAAGGAGGGUGUGACACGCGAGGUCAUUGAGCGCGCGCUCGAGACGAGCCGCAACCGAGAGGCCUACAAGGAGGAGAUGUACGAGGGCUCCCUCGCCGGAGGAGUGCUCGUCCUCGUCGAGGCGUUGACAGACAACCCGAGGAGAACGGCGCCAAAGGUGCGCCACCUCUUCAAGGAGGGCGGAGGCGCACUCGGCGCAGCGGGGUCCGCGGCGUGGGCGUUUCAGAGGCGAGGUCUGCUGCGCGUCCAAGGCAUCAGCAGCGACAACGAAGCUCUGAUCGAGGCGGCGCUCGAGGCGGGAGCGCAGGACGUCGAGGAGGAUUCGGCAGCACACCUCGAGGCUGACGACGGCCCCUGCGCCGCCGUGUUUUGUGAGCCCAACGAGCUGGCCGCAGUGCGAGCCACCCUCAGCGCGAGAGGGUUCGAGGCGAGCGAGGCUGCGAUCCUCUUCGUGCCGAGUACAACCGCAGAGCCUGCGGCCGGCCUGCGAGAGGCAGCGGAGAGCGCGCUCCUCGCUCUCGAGGAGAUGGAGGACGUAGAGGGUAUCUGGCACAAUCUUGCACCAUAGGCUGUAGUAUGAAUCUCCUUGACUCCUUCGGUACUUGCACCGACCUCUUUUGUCGCGUUCCUGUGACACCGCACUCCGCAGGUGCCACGGUGUCGGUGACGGCAUUGACGAUGUUGUUAGGGCGGUAAAAAACAGUGUUACGUA